This is a messenger RNA of Heterobilharzia americana, 255 nucleotides long. The record is from the annotation of a GenBank genome assembly. Lineage: Eukaryota; Metazoa; Platyhelminthes; Trematoda; Strigeidida; Schistosomatidae.
AUGGAGCUUAGAGGACUUCUACUUCCAUUUUUCUGCAGUAUGAAGCCUGAAAUUUUGGUAUUCAGGUUCCACUCACCACCUGUGAAUUUUGAACAAAGAGAAUUGGACUCUCAGGUUCAAGGUCUCCACCCUUCACCUUUUACCACGUCAAUUGCACACUGCCGGGUUGUACGAAAUUGUUGUCAAACUGGGCGUGAUCGGAAGAUAAUUCAAAGUGACAGUAAGCCACUUGGUACUAAAUGUCCACAUAUCUGA